This is a messenger RNA of Eremomyces bilateralis CBS 781.70, 1305 nucleotides long. RefSeq lists its product as uncharacterized. Bases 1 to 1305 code for a protein of 434 amino acids. Gene Ontology annotation, cellular component: nucleus. Gene Ontology annotation, molecular function: ATP binding; inositol-1,3,4,5,6-pentakisphosphate 2-kinase activity. Lineage: Eukaryota; Fungi; Ascomycota; Dothideomycetes; Eremomycetales; Eremomycetaceae. The record is from RefSeq and is a predicted model, not a curated record. The transcript is spliced from 2 exons. Gene Ontology annotation, biological process: inositol phosphate biosynthetic process.
AUGCCGUCAAAAUAUGGCCCUGAAGAGGCCCCUGUUAUUGCCCUUUUGAGCGAAACGGAGAACCCGCAGGAGAUUAUCCCGUAUAUCGGCAGCUCCCCUGCUGAAUCCCUGGCAAUACGGUUGGAGUAUCUGGCUGAGGGCGGAGCGAAUGUGGUCUAUCAGAUCAGGACUGACCCUGUGAAAUGGUCGAGGGCGGUCCUCCAGCGACCGUUGAGUGCGGUAAAAGGCCAUAGGGAUGCAUCCACCUGCGAGCGGAUCCAGGAUGAAGUUCUUCGCCUUCGCAAGGCCCCAGGUUCUUCAAAGCAGUCCUAUGUCUCCACAACUGCUGCCGAAGAUUAUCUUGAGGACGUGAUCGCACCAAGUCUGGGCGGCCACGAGUGGCUCAUUCCCUCCCGGAAGAUCAGAGUCCACCCCCGGGUCAUCUCGGCAUGUAACAAAGAGCUGAUUUUGCACCAAGCCUUGGGAAAUCGUCCAGACAGCCGAGAGCAUUCCAUCCUGGAAGAAUCUGAGCUAUUUGGCCUACUCAUGGAGGAUAUGUCAGGCAUUCGCGGAAGCUCAUUCACGAUCCAAUUCAAGCCGAAGUGGCUCUCGCAUUCGCCGAACGCUUCCAAGUCGGCAAGGCGUUGCCGCACAUGUGCACUAAGAGCAAUGCGAGGCACUGAAGGCAUGGCUCCGGUGGGAGAAGUGCAGUGUCCCAGGAACCUUGUUGGAGACCACCCCGAUAAUUCUCGCUUGGAGAUCCUUCAAACCCUUCGAGCCAAUGGCAUCCCAUGUGCAGAGUCGAAACUACGAGAGCGUCUUCCGGAUGUACUGCAGGAUCUGACGGAGUAUUUCUACAGCGGAAAAGGUCGAACGAUUCUUGACAAAUUAGCCGCCUUGCAAGAGCAGCUGGAUCCGCUCGGUAUAGUCAAGCUCAGAGCUCAACCGGGCGGAAUGUCCUCACAGCAGUUGAAAGACCUACAGCUGGCCAUGACCUUUCGCGACUGUUCUGUAUAUGUCCGAUACCACUGGGAUAAAGGACUCGAGGGCAUUGAAACUCGGGUCGGGGACUUGGAUCCGAAAGUUGGGGAAAGCAAGCUCGACGAAUGGCAUGACAUUGAGAUGGGGUUGAUUCAAGGCGGUUGGUAUGAUGGGAUAGAAGAGCUGUCCCAAGGCCAGGCACAAGAUACGAAAUGCUCGCUCUGGAAUCCUCCACAACCUUCCAAGAGGUACAGCGAACGGAUUGAUGAGUUGAUGAAGGAUUUCAACGCUGAUUUGGAGGUGGCUUAUAAGAGUCGGUCAUCUGACGAGUGUUCCGACGGUUAA